Molecule: messenger RNA, 422 nt
Organism: Bacillus rossius redtenbacheri
Lineage: Eukaryota; Metazoa; Arthropoda; Insecta; Phasmatodea; Bacillidae
Product: ribonuclease 3-like
Exons: 4
Biological process (GO): pre-miRNA processing; primary miRNA processing
Cellular component (GO): microprocessor complex; nucleus
Molecular function (GO): ribonuclease III activity
Source: RefSeq, a predicted model, not a curated record
CAUCUCUCGUCCAGAACCAGCACCUCGCCGUGCUGGCCAAGAACUUGAAGCUGGACGCUUACAUGCUCUACGCUCACGGCUCGGACCUGUGCCACGACCUUGAACUGAGGCACGCCAUGGCCAACUGCUUCGAAGCUCUCAUGGGAGCCUUGUUUCUGGACGGCGGGAUAAAGGUGCCCGACAAGGUGUUCGGCAACACCAAGUUCCAGGACGCGGAGCUGCGGUUCGUGUGGUUCGCCUACCCCCUGCACCCCCUGCAGCAGCAGGAGCUGACGGGCGACCGCCACUGGAUCCAGUCGCACCGCCACCUGCAGAAAUUAACAGAAUUUGAGGAUGCUAUUGGUGUGAAAUUCAAUCAUAUCCGUCUCCUCGCACGAGCUUUCACCGACAGGAGUGUGGGGUAUACAAACCUUACACAGUGA